Molecule: messenger RNA, 1366 nt
Organism: Alternaria alternata
Lineage: Eukaryota; Fungi; Ascomycota; Dothideomycetes; Pleosporales; Pleosporaceae
Product: Metallo-dependent hydrolase
Exons: 5
Coding region: 51-1124 (357 amino acids)
Biological process (GO): adenosine catabolic process; inosine biosynthetic process
Molecular function (GO): adenosine deaminase activity
Source: RefSeq, a predicted model, not a curated record
CGCUUCGAGAACCGUCGCCCACGCCACCAAUACCGCUGUGCACCUUCGUCAUGGCUGCACAGCCCAGCACAACUGCACGCCUGCCCGUCGACGCCCUCUUCACCAAGGGACUGCCUAAGAUUGAGCUUCAUGCCCACUUGACCGGCAGCAUCAGUCGCCAGUGCCUGCACGACAUAUGGCAGACAAAGAAGGUGCGCCAUCCUGCCUUCGACCUGCAAGAUCCUCUGGUAGCUAUUCCCACGGGAAAGGUCGACUAUGAUAUCAAAAUGUUCUUCCCGCUGUUUUCCUCGUACAUAUACCGCCUUUGCAGCGAUUUGCCCAGUGUCCAGUAUUCAACCAAAGCUGUGCUGCAAGACUUCCAAAAUGACGGUGUCGUCUAUGUUGAGCUUCGAACAACUCCAAGAGCAAUUCCUGCAGAGAAUGUAACCAAGGAAGAUUACGUCAAGACCAUUUUGGAUAUACUAAAGGCUCACAACGACGAUGCUAACAACACGAUGCGAGCUUUCCUCAUACUGUCCAUCGACCGCCGCAACACCGUCAUAGAGGCAGAAGAGGUGAUUGAUCUUGCCAUCAAGUAUCAGUCUGCCGGGGUCGUCGGUGUUGACCUCUGCGGCGACCCAGCGAAAGGUGACGUGCGCAUUUUCGGCGACAGCUUCGCGCGAGCAAAGGCUGCAGGACUGAAGAUCACGCUGCACUUUGCCGAGAGCGAGCCUUCGUCUUCAGACUUGGAGCUGCAGACGCUUCUAUCAUGGCAGCCCGACAGAAUAGGUCACGUUAUACAUGUCAAAGAAGAGUUUCGAAAGACUAUCGAACAGCAUGAUAUCGGUGUUGAGCUGUGCCUCAGCUGUAAUGUGCAUGCUAAGAUGAUCACGGGUACUUACUCGGACCAUCACUUUGGAAUGUGGCGGCAAUCCAGUGUUCCGGUCGCACUGAGCACUGACGAUGUUGGUGUUUUUUGCAGUCCGCUCUCGCAAGAGUACUAUCUUGCAGCGCAGCACUUUGACUUGAGUCGUAACGACAUGAGAUUACUUUGCGAGCGCGCAAUCGAUUCAAUCUUUACCGGUCCGGAUGAACAUGCCCGUCUCAAGCAGAUCUACGCGACUUGGGACGGAUGGGUGUUGUGAAUCAACGCUGAAGCGACGAACAGUCACCCUGAAAUUUCUGUCCAGUCAAAAUGACCCCAAUAUGACGGAAAGUAUCCUGCCACGUCCUAUCCUAGAGUCAUCGUUGAGUACAAGAUCUUGCAUUACAGCUUCCUUCCCUCCAUCUUACAAUUUCUCUUUCGUAGAUAUCAUUACGCAGACACCGAUCGAUCAAAGUCAAUCUACACAGCUUAGCUGCAUAACGAAUCUUACACAGCCUACCC